GAUGCUGCAGUCGCUGGCGGGCAGCUCCUGCGUGCGGCUCGUAGAGCAGCACCGCUCCGCCUGGUGCUUCGCCCUGCUGGUGCUGGGCUACCUGCUCUACCUGGUGUUCGGCGCCGUCGUCUUCUCCUCGGUGGAGCUGCCCUACGAGGACCUGCUGCGGCAGGAGCUGGGCAAGCUGAAGCAGCGCUUCCUGGUGGAGCACGCGUGCCUGUCGGAGCAGCAGCUGGAACAGUUCCUGCUGCGGGUGCUGGAGGCCAGCAACUACGGCGUCUCGGUGCUCAGCAACGCCUCGGGCAACUGGAACUGGGACUUCACCUCCUCGCUCUUCUUCGCCAGCACCGUGCUCUCCACCACGGGUUAUGGACAUACAGUGCCUUUAUCUGAUGGAGGGAAGGCCUUCUGCAUCAUCUACUCGGUCAUCGGGAUCCCCUUUACGCUGCUUUUCCUGACAGCAGUGGUACAGCGCAUCAUUGUUUACGUCACCAGGCGGCCUGUACUCUAUUUCCACAUUCGCUGGGGUUUCUCCAAGCAGAUUGUUGCCAUCAUCCACGCUGUAGUCCUUGGGUUCAUCACUGUCUCAUGCUUUUUCUUUAUCCCAGCAGCAAUUUUUUCUGUUCUGGAAGAUGACUGGAAUUUUUUGGAGUCUUUUUACUUUUGUUUCAUUUCCCUGAGCACUAUUGGCCUAGGAGACUAUGUGCCAGGAGAAGGCUACAAUCAAAAAUUCCGAGAGCUGUAUAAAAUUGGAAUUACAUGUUACCUCUUGCUGGGCCUCAUUGCGAUGUUGGUGGUUCUUGAGACAUUCUGUGAACUCCAUGAGCUCAAAAAGUUUAGGAAGUUGUUUUAUGUGAAGAAGGACAAGGAAGAGGACCACGUGCAUAUAAUGGAACAUGACCAGCUCUCUUUCUCCUCCAUCUCAGACCAAGCAGCCUCCAUGAAGGACGAUCAGAAGGCAAAUGAGCCUUUUGUGACUUCCCAGUCCCCAACUUCCAAUGACAGCUCUCUAAACAAUUAAUACAGGGGCAUCCACAACAUUGUUUUGGUGCAUAUAUGCUACUUACUAUAAGAAAUAGAAUGUAUCUUUUAUUUUCCUGAAAAUAUUGAAGCUGGAAGACUGUGCUAUUUUAAACAAAGAUUCAUCACUUCUAACAUAGGAAGGACUUCUGGGGAAAAGUGUGGGAGCCACCCUGGGAAUAGGGAAAGAAAUGCAGGAUGUGACUGGGAACAUCAGGCCAUUUUGCUUGAGAAAUAAAGAGGUGGGAAUAUCACUUUCAGAGGUACCAGAGAGAAAGGCUCAGACAAGCAACUUCAUCUGUCUUUAGGAGAGCAGGGCCUUCACUGAAAUCCAGGUCAUCUGAUUGCAUGCCCUGACUUACAGCUGGGUGAAACUUUGCAAUACGUACUUUAUCUCAGAAAGGUAGUCACAGAUUUAUUCCAAACACACCAAAUAUCUUCAUCUGGAAAACAUUUCCAGAGCAGUAUCUGUAGACCUGCUGGAGGGGAGUAUCUAGCUGAUCCUUCUAUUACCCAGUAAGUUGCAUGUGCAAACAAUAAUGCUAGGAAUGAAAAAGCAGGUUUCCAUCCUCUGCCCAGGCCAUUUGCAUUCAAAUUUCCUACUUCCUUAAUAUGUCUCCUAAUCACAGGAAGAAUGUUGUUCUGAAGAGAAUGUGCCUUGAGUCUUCCAUGCUGUUUUGCUUUGUAAAAAAUACUUAUGUAAACUCUGAGAGGUUGCAGGAGCCAUUCGAAAGUGCUGGAUAAUAGGGCUGCAGGGAAAGGAGAGUCCUCUUCCCUUUGGAAUGUGUAGGAAUGUUUUGGGUUUUUUUGGCUGAAUGAAACAAAAUGAAAAGGGGAACUGAAAUUCAACAUAUGCCAUAUUUGUCAUAGUCAACUGCUUUAAGUAUUUCUCCUUGAUAAGGGUUGAAGUCUUAUGAGCAGAGUAAGGGCUCAGCUCUGUUUCAUUUUUUACAUUUGCAUGUGCUGGGCUGUUAGGCAUCUGGAGGAACAGAAGUAGUGUCAUCUUUGAGCACAGCCCCUUUUUCUUUAUUUGGUUUUCUAGCUAGUACUCAGAGCACUUUGGAGGAGAAUGGAAUGUUUCCAGACAAUUUUUCAGUUUUUCAUAUGGCAAGAAAACAGGAAAAAUGUCAUUUUGGUUCAGAUGGAACCGGAUGGAACCGAAUUUUUUUCCCCUUGGGAAAAGUCACUACAAAGUCAAGAUCCCAUCAACUUCUGAAGCUGGAACCUCUUUGGCUGUAACAGGAGAGGUGUUUUACUCCAGCUACCUGUCACUGUGCUGAAUGCAGGGACCUCAAAGUGAAUUUCAGGGAGCAGGAGAUGAGACUAAGUGGUGACAGUACUCUCUUCUGGCCUUAAGAAUCUACAAAAUGGGAAUCUCGGUAAUGUUUUGCAAUGAAUAAAAGAUCUGGAGCACAAAUAGCCAUAUUAGGACAACCUCCCACAUAGGAAUAGUGUAGAAGAGAGCCUUUUCCCUGCAGUGCAAGCAUGCCAGAUUGCCUGUAAUUUGGCUUGUAGUGUUUAGAGCUGAAGAAUAUUUUACUGUAAAAGAAAAAAAAAAAAAAAAAGCAGCUUGUCUAGAAUUAGCUCACAUGGGAAAAAUACUUGAAAGUAAAUAACCCAAAAUAUUCUGUGUUUGAACUUAAUUAUAGCUAGCAUCAAACCAAUUUUAUAUCUUUACUGGAAAAAACAUACUUUAUGGCUAAACUAACGAAAAGUCUUCAAUUUAUAUUUGUAGAAAAUCAGAGCUAAAGGUUUUGGUUGUUUUGGGUUUUAUAGAUUAGGUGAGAGCAUACUGCGUUUGCAUGUUCCCAGGAGAGUGGCUAUUUUUAUACUGCUUAAGUUAACAGUUCUAUUUAUAACAAAUGUUAAUCAAUAUAUAUGUACAUAUAUACAUAAAUAUAUUUAUAUACUGUACAUAUAUCAUAAAUCACCAGAGUUUAAUCAAUUUAGGCACAGCAUUUUAGAUUUUGUUUUCCUAGGUUUCUCUUUAUACAGUGAAUAAUAGGAAACUAUGGCAUAAAAUAAAACUGGCAUAAAAAUAA
Molecule: messenger RNA, 3053 nt
Organism: Lagopus leucura (white-tailed ptarmigan)
Lineage: Eukaryota; Metazoa; Chordata; Aves; Galliformes; Phasianidae
Gene: KCNK1
Product: potassium two pore domain channel subfamily K member 1
Exons: 3
Coding region: 2-1012 (336 amino acids)
Biological process (GO): potassium ion transmembrane transport; stabilization of membrane potential
Cellular component (GO): membrane
Molecular function (GO): potassium ion leak channel activity
Source: RefSeq, a predicted model, not a curated record